Molecule: messenger RNA, 783 nt
Organism: Peniophora sp. CBMAI 1063
Lineage: Eukaryota; Fungi; Basidiomycota; Agaricomycetes; Russulales; Peniophoraceae
Source: the annotation of a GenBank genome assembly
AUGGUCUCGCGUCGCCGCUCCGUCUCUAGCUCCAGCUCGUCUUCCUCUUCGUCGUCUGACUCUGGGAAGUCCGGCAAAAGCCAUAAGAAGGACAAGAAGAACAAGAAGCAUGGGAACCACUCCCAGUCUGGCCUGUCUGGCACUGCCCUAGGCAGUGGUGCCGCUUACGCCGCAAGCUCUCAUCAAGGUAGCUCAUACGGUGCACCCACGAUGCCAAUGCCCGGCCACGGCUUCCCAGUCCCCGCGCACGAUAUCAAAGGAGAGUCUGCGCCGCCCCCGGCGUACUCCACGCGCCCAGACCAGAUGCCGCCGCCAUCAGGAUAUCGCAUCCCUCUCACUACGGAUGGACCAUUCCCCGAUCCGACUGCCGCUCGUAACGCGCCUUUCGUCGAUUCCGACGGGCGCAACCCGAUCUUCGUCGGCAGCGCGCUGAUGGGGAAGUCCGUUCACCCAUGCAAGAUUAGCCCCAUGCUGAACCCGCCUUGCCGUGUGCCCUGGGGUGGCGGUGAGCUGGAGCACAAGGGGCGCUAUGAUCUCCUGCCGUUCGACCCCGCGACGAUGGAGUGGGUGCGCACUGGCCAGGGGCGCAUUCCUCCUGGACGUCGUCCCGUCGAGGGCGGAUACGAGGAGGAUGGGCACAAGCUGUACCAUGCCGCGGCCAACAUGAACGGGGUCGUUGUGCCGGGCAAGACGGCCGAACGGCUCGGUGGCGCGCACAUCCCGUAUGGUGGUGGGGAGCAUGUCAUUCGUGACAACUACGACAUCUUGUGCUGGAAGUUCUAG